AUGCUCGAAGGUCGACAAACGAUUGAUUCAUACGAAGAAAAUCAAGAAAAAAAUAAUAAUGACGUUGAUAUGUCGGAAUUAAAAAUUGGUACGGAUGCUGAAGGUACAAACGAGACAAAAAUAUCAUCGGAACCAUUAAACGAAGUGAUUUCAUCUCGUAAUUCUAAAGUUCAUAGUCCGACACAAAAAAUGGAUAAACAAUCAAGACCAUCUAGUCCGGUACCUUUAAGGUUACAAGACGAAAGGCAAAAAGACGAUUUCUAUUCGGAUGAUUCGAGAGAUGAAAAUACAUCAUCCAGAGAUACGGUUCUUCAUAUUGGUAAGUUUUGA
Messenger RNA from Pediculus humanus corporis (human body louse), 330 nucleotides. RefSeq lists its product as uncharacterized. The coding region runs from base 1 to 330 and encodes 109 amino acids. The record is from RefSeq and is a predicted model, not a curated record. Lineage: Eukaryota; Metazoa; Arthropoda; Insecta; Psocodea; Pediculidae. The transcript is spliced from 2 exons.